CCGCCGAAUGUGAAAUAAAGAACGAUUCAUUGUUUGAACUAGAAAUUAAAUAAGUUUCCAGCCUCAUUUAAACGUCCGAAAACGAUUGAUCAUAGGAGCCGUCCUAUCUCAGACCACGCAUGUUUGAAUUUACACGGGUGAUCAUCUGUAGCAUAUCACGGAGAAAGGAAGCCAAAUAGAAGAUAGUGAUCUAUAUUUGACGUUCCAAAAGACUUUUCUUUCAAGCAUGGAGCGGCCAGAGGCUCGUCAGAUCAAGCGACUCCUAGUGGCGAAUCGCGGCGAAAUAGCAACACGUAUCAUCUCGUCUGCCCGCGAACUGGAUAUCGACACCAUAGCCGUCUACACCAAUGACGACACAUCGCACACUCUAGGCGCAAACAAAUCCAUUAAGCUCUCGUCUCCCGCAUCCUAUCUCAACAUUGACGAGCUUAUCUCCGUUGUUCGUCAGCAUGGAAUUGACGCAGUACAUCCUGGCUACGGCUUCCUUAGCGAGAGCGCCGAAUUUGCUCGAAAAAUGUGGGAUGCCGGUGUAGCUGUUGUUGGCCCUGGCUGGGGAAUUCUCGAAAGAACUGGUGAUAAACUGAAAGCCAGGCUGCUGGCCGAGGAAUGCGGCGUGCCUGUGUUACCGGCCCUGCGUAAGCCCACCAGCGAUGUAUCGCAGCUGCGACAGUUUGCAGCUGACGUUGGCUACCCGAUUAUGAUCAAGGCCGUUGAUGGUGGUGGCGGGAGGGGCAUCAGACUUGUUAGAUCGGAAGAUCAGCUAGAGUCACACGCGAGAGUAGCUAUCGGAGAAAGUCCAUCCAAGACGGUUUUUGCGGAGAAGGCCGCGGUUGAAGGCUAUCUGCAUAUUGAGAUACAGAUUCUUGGGGACGGUUCCGGUGAUGUUCGACACCUGUGGGAAAGACAGUGCAGCAUACAGAGACGCUACCAGAAAGUCGUCGAGAUUGCCCCCAGCUUAACAGCAAAGCGAACGUUCAUUGCAAAGAUCAUUGACUCGGCAGUGCGUAUGGCUAAACGAGUCAAAUACUAUUCGCUCGGUACUUUCGAGUUUCUCGCCAAUCCGGAAACCGAAGAGUUCUACUUCUUGGAGAUCAAUCCACGUUUACAGGUGGAGCACACCAUUACCGAGUCCAUUUGCUCUACAGAUAUAGUUCGCCUUCAACUCCUUAUAUCCCAAGGAUCGCCCCUCAAAAAAGUGUUUCCACGGCAUCUCCCUAACAGUCCCGUGGAGCCUCCAGCCCUCUGCUCAUGCCAGUUGCGUAUCACGGCCGAGAAUGCACGCUCGGAUUACUCUCUGUCAAUCGGAAAGAUCAGUUCGUUCCAUUUCCCCACUGGAAAUGGUAUUCGUGUAGACACCAACCUCGUCAACGGAGACCAAGCCGUUGUGGGCUCUGAUUUCGAUAGCCUUCUCGCCAAACUCAUCAUUACGGCAUCUUCAUGGGAACUCGUUGUUCGAAAGGCCCAACGAGCUUUGCAGGACACGAAGAUAACGGGAAUAAAAACCAAUCUGGAUAUUCUGCGCGGCAUUGUAGCACAUCCUGACUUUGCGCGCAAAGACUGCGAUACCAGAUGGCUGGAAACUAAUCACAAAGCGCUGCUUGAUGCAGGCGAGGCUCUGACAAAGGCGAUUCCGAAUUCUUUGCUAUCCGAAACAUGGAGUAUGGAGAGCUUCUCGCCUGCGGCAGCAGCUGGAUCAAUGCUAUUCCGGAAGGGUGAUGCUUGGACAAUCACAUUAUCCGAUGCGAGAAACAAAGCCUCGACUCCUAUCAAUCAUCACGUCCAAUUGUCCAAAGUUUUGAGGAACGAAUUCCCCUCCGAGCUUGCAGCAGAAGUACUUUACACCACGCCCUCGUCGCGGGACCCAGUUCCGUAUACAAUAAAUCUACGUUCUACGUCAUCAUCUGCUGCCUCGGCGACAGCACAGCACAGGAAAGGAAAUUCAGCGAACCCCAAUCACAUUGUCAUACCAUUCGCAGGCACAUUGAUAGAAGUCAUGGUUGAUGUCGGGGAUCUCGUGCGGGAAGGCGACGUGAUAUGCGUUGUCAGACAAAUGAAGAUGGAGUUGGAAGUACGAUCUCACAGAAGUGGCAAGGUAGUAUGGCUGUUGGAAGCCGAAGAUGGCGAGGAUGUAGCCGAGGGGACGCUAGCCGCCGAAUUAGAAGAUGGGCAGAGAGGGAAGGUGGAAGAGCAGUCUAAGCUCUAAUGGCUGAACGCCGCCACCACUCGCUUGUGCUUCAUGUUGUCGUGCUCAGCGAAGAUGGUGCAGACAGCGAUACUACUUACUCAAAUCUAUGCCAGAUAGGUUCAUAAAGUCAAGGAAAGCAACCUAUGUUUCCGGCUUAAAUGGGCAGGAAAAGGCCAAAAAGAUGGGCGCUAAGACUGUUCUGUAUUGCGAGAAGAGGCAUUUCGGUUUAGAAGCCGAAGCUGAAGACACCACAGCGCUACUGCUUGCAUCAAUUUCCC
Molecule: messenger RNA, 2463 nt
Organism: Verruconis gallopava
Lineage: Eukaryota; Fungi; Ascomycota; Dothideomycetes; Venturiales; Sympoventuriaceae
Exons: 2
Coding region: 227-2203 (658 amino acids)
Molecular function (GO): metal ion binding; ATP binding
Source: RefSeq, a predicted model, not a curated record